Molecule: messenger RNA, 3990 nt
Organism: Brassica rapa (field mustard)
Lineage: Eukaryota; Viridiplantae; Streptophyta; Magnoliopsida; Brassicales; Brassicaceae
Product: acyl-protein thioesterase 2
Molecular function (GO): hydrolase activity
Source: RefSeq, a predicted model, not a curated record
UGAUCGCCUAUAACAUGUAUCAAAUUUAAAGAACGGCAUGAAUAUGGUCAUACCAAAAAAGAACGGCAUGAAUAUGGUCCUUUUUGUUGAUGUGCUAGAUAAUAAUAACUAAUAUUUGUACUGAUACUCUGAACAAAAGUAUAUUAAUAUUUACAAUGGUACGUUAAAAACUUAAAAUUAUAUAAUAAUUAAAGUAAGGAUACAAGUUUUAUCGGCAAGCAUGCUGUUUACAUAUGAAAACAAAUAAGAUCUCUGGUCGGAAAAAAAAUUAAAAAUAUAAGGUUUAGAGUACAUAUUCUAUAGUUGAUGGUAUUUUUAAUCGUCAAGGAUCUUGCUAUCUUUUUAUUCUGUGAACGAACGCUGUUAUACUUUCUUUGAUUUGAAACGAUCAAUCUAACAGAAUAGUGCUGGAACUUGAAGAAUCCAUUGUCUUGUUUUAUUUCAACUGAUAAGAACAGCUUAAUGUAUAUGUUUAUAAUAAGCUUUUUAAAUAUGGAUUAACUAUUAGCCACGAUUGAAGUUAUUUUCUUAAUGAAAAUGGUGGGUGACUAGAAGAGUUGACUAACCAAAAGAUAUAUACAAGUUACAAAAAAGAUCGUAAAAAUAUAUAGUAAUUAACUUGCAAAAGUUAUUGACCUUUGUUAAAGGUAAUGUAAUGUGAUGUCGUCAUGACUAGUAAGAUAUAUGCCAAGUAAUAUUUCAAUUAUCGACUUUUUGUGUUGUCAAGGAUUUGAAGUUCGUAACUAUUUCAUACUUCUUAGAUCAUUAUUUUCAUAACUAUAUAUGUUUGUCACAUAUAUUAUUAUCGUUUAACUAAUUCUUCAAAUAGAAUAAUUGGAUGUCCCUUUAUAUACAUUUGAACAUCAAUUUAAAUGCCACAGUCAAACAUAAACCACUCAUUUCCGAUUACCAUUAGGAUGAACCAUUUUAUGAAAUUAAAUAAUCUAAAACACCUUUUUAUCAAUUUUACAAACAAGUUACCAUUUAUCUUUGAAUUUGUGGAGUCAUCUUUUUUUUAUUUACAAGAUGAUUCCACAGAUUUGUUCGUUUUAUAUAAAAUAAGUAAAUUUGAUAAAAGAAUAAUUCACUAUAUAUAAUUUUGAUGAGGGAUAUAUCAUGUCCGUUUUAUUUACUUUGAUCUCUUCUCUUAUUUGUCCAUUCACAGCUUUAGUUUUAAAAUUUAAAUUUUUAAUUAAGUGGUAACAGAUGAUAUAUUUCUUCACAAGAUAAAUAGUCAACUUCUCGCGUGCCCCAAAUAUGAAAUGCCAAAUUUCCUAUGGGUUCCUAAAGUCUCAUAUGCUUCUAUUUCAUAAUUUUUUUUGGAUCAAAAUCCAAACUCCCAAAUCAAAUCCUUCCCGGUCAUCAAAACUAAACCCUAACCCCUCCUAUGGAUUAGUGAACCCAUAGACAAAUGUUUAAAUUAUACUUUCAAAUUCAGAAAAAAAUAUUUUAAAAUCGUUUUUAAUUACAUUUUGAUGAUUUUUUCGAAAAUAUGGAAAACAACGUUUUUGGAUUUUUGAAAUAUUUUUUAUCAAAUUCUAUAAAUCAAAUAAAAAAUAUUAACUUUUCCAUUUUAAUUUUAUGAUUUUUCGUUUGACAUAUAAAAUUAAAAGAACAAAAAGGUCUUUUUGAGAUUGUGUUAUAAGAUAUAGGGACAUGAGAGGAGAUGUUUCAGAUAAAUAAUAAUCAUUCCAUAAAAUCUAUAGAGAUCUUUGUGGUAGAAAUAUAAAAGGAGGCACAAGGCAAUUAUUACGCAACGUUUGGAAUAUCCAUGUAGCCAUGUCCACUGUUUAGUGUUCACUUUAGGUCUGGGCAUUCGGAUCGCCGGGCCGGGUUUGGAUCGGGUUCUUUUGGGUCUGGAUUUUUCGGGUCUAAGAGUUUAGGAUCCGAUAGAGUAAUUUCAUAUUUUCGGUUCCGGGUCGGUUCGGAUCAUACCGGGUCCGGGUCGGGUCGGAUCUUAGAUAGUUAGACCCAUUCGGGUAAUUAGAAUUUAUCGGUUCGGAUUCGGUUCGGUUUCGGGUCGGAUUCAGUUUGGGUUCGAUCUAAAAAAGACCUAAAAAUACAAAAAAAUAUCUGAAAAUAUUUAUAUAUCCUAAAAUAUUCAAAAUUUUAUUCAAAAUUUGUGUUUUUAUUAUAUUAAAAUGUGUAUAUAUAUACUAAACUAUGCGUGAUACAACAACAAUUCGUUGUCUCCUAGUGGUUGACCCCCAUGUUCUCUAGACAAAUAACCCAUCUUUGAUUCUCCCUUGAUGCAUUUUAUUUAAUUUACAUUAUUAAUUCGGGUACCCAUCGGGUUUUGGAUUUGGGUCUGGUCGGGUCCAAGACCCGCGGGUCCUCUGCAACAAGACCCGAUAGGAUAAUUUGAUCGGAUCGGUUCUUACUCGAACCGGGUUUUUUGGAUCAGUUUUGGAUCGGAUCUUCGUGUCCAGGUAAAAUGUCCAGUUAAUAUUUUCAGUUUUAAUGUAAAAGAUAUUAAUAUUUUAUACUUGUUGUUUGUUUUAUUAUUGAUUAGAUAGUUAACUAAUAACGUUUUUAUUUAAAAAGCGAAAGCUGAAUAUUUUAAAUAAAAAAAGGGAGAAAGUUUACGCGGCAGUUUAUUUUCCUCUACUGCCCCGCAAGGCAUUGAUUCUCUUUAUUUCUCUCUCUCUCCUAUGUGUAUUAUCACCGCUAGCUCUGCUCUGGUUUUGAUUUUGAUUCCUUGUGUUCCCAAAAAGAUUUAUUUCUUUUGUUUUAAAUAUAUAAAGAAAGAAAAAUGAAAUUGAUUUCCUUUUUCCAUUUCCAUGGAUGCUUCCUCUGGGUUUCUCUUAAUAGUAGUCUUUGUAUAGCUGUUGUACUCUAUAAAUACACAUGUCCCUCUUCUUACCUUCUCUUAUAUUUUCCAUCAUUGUGUGUAUUUGUGACAUCUAAAAACUCUCUACCGAAAAUCAUUAGACUCUCCAAAAUUGUAGUGAAACAACAAUGAGCUAUUCUCAUCAAAACAUGGGUUCUGGUUUGUUUCUUCUUUUUAUUUGCCCUAUCUUUACUGUUGGUUGGUGUAGUAGAAGUGCAAGGGGAUACGAGUUUGGAAGGACUUAUGUUGUGAGGCCUAAAGGGAAGCACCAGGCUACUAUUGUUUGGUUGCAUGGUCUUGGAGACAAUGGCUCAAGCUUGUCUCAGCUAUUGGAGAGCCUGCCUCUUCCAAACAUAAAAUGGAUAUGCCCAACUGCUCCCUCGCGUCCUGUUUCGCUUCUAGGUGGAUUCCCUUGCACUGCAUGGUUCGACGUGGGUGAAAUUUCUGAGGAUCUUCAUGAUGAUAUCGAAGGCUUAGAUGCUUCAGCUGCACACAUUGCUAACCUCCUAUCAACUGAACCAUCAGAUGUAAAAGUUGGGAUAGGAGGUUUCAGUAUGGGAGCAGCAGUAGCUCUAUACUCAACAACGUGCUACGCUCUUGGACGUUAUGGAACAGGACAUCCUUAUACUAUAAACCUACGAGCUACUGUAGGACUCAGUGGUUGGCUUCCUGGUUGGAGGAGCUUAAGGAGCAAAAUAGAAAGUUCCAAUGAAGCUGCAAGGCGUGCUGCAUCAAUACCAAUUAUACUUGCACAUGGAACUUCGGAUGAUGUAGUUCCUUACAGAUUUGGAGAAAAAUCUGCGCAUUCACUUGCCAUGGCUGGAUUCAGACAAGUUGUGUUUAAGCCAUAUGAAGGGCUUGGUCACUACACGGUUCCUAAAGAAAUGGAAGAGGUCGUUCACUGGCUCGCCUCAAGGCUUGGUCUAGAGGGCUCAAGCUGAGCUCCAAAAGAAUCUAUAGCUAUUUAUACAAUGUGUAGAAUAUAUUAGAGAAAUAAUGGGUGGGUUUCUUGGGGUAUACGGUAUUCAUGUUUUGACUGUUUUGUAAUUUUUUUUUGCUUUUCUGCUCUUUGAUAUUCUUGGUUAUGAAUAAUGAAAUAAAGGCUCUUCAAUAUAUCAAGGUCUUGAUCAUACUAGAUCCAAAGAUUUUGAGUUUCUUAA